AUGACAGCUAUAGUGCGAUUGUCAGUUGCAAGAGGAGGCUUCAAGGGCUUCGAGAUUAAUGAGAGGGAGUCGUUUGAUCUGCUUCACUUUGGAGAUGAUACCGUCUUGGUAGGUGAAGGGAGUUGGAGUAAUUUGUGGGCGUUGAAAGUAAUUUUGAGAGGAUUUGAAAUGGUUUCAAGACUUAGAAUCAACAUGUGGAAGAGGUAUUUAGAAGGGUGUUACGUUAAUUUGGUGGAGGGAUAUGAUGGAAUUGGUGAUGAUUUAGAGGAGAGUGGUUUGGUCCAAAUGUUGUCAUUUAAAUUUGGAGAUGGAACAAAAACACCAUUUUGGUAUGGGAAGUGGAUCGAUCAUGAAUCAUUGAGGUUAGCCUUUCUUCUUACUGCUGAUUGUGAUGGUUGCGUAGCAUCGAUGGGUGAGAGAGUGAAUAGAGCAGUAGCAACGGUGGAAAACAUAAUGCCAGAUAAUAGACUAGUAAUAAAGGAAAUAUGGACAACAGGGAUGCCGUCGAAAGUGAAUAUUUUUGCUUGGAGAUUGUUACAAGACAGAUUGCCAACUAGAACGCAACUCCUAAAGAGAGAAAUAAUAGCUGACAAUGAAGAUUGCUUGUGUGUAUAUGGCUAUCCAAUUAAAGAAGAUAUUAAUCAUCUAUUCAUGUAUUGUGUUAAAUUGAAAGAGGUGUGGGAAAGUAUACAUGUGUGGCUGGGUUUACCUUUGGUGCAUGAGGCUGAUUGUGCUAGCUUUUUUCUGAAGAUUAUGGUAGAACUGAAAACAAAAUGUUCACCAAAGAGACCAGGAGCUAUUUGGGCAGCAGUUUGUUGGUGCAUAUGGAAACAAAGAAACGACAUUAUCUUCAUCAAUGCUUUGGAAGAUGUGGAUGAAAUUGUUCACAAUGUUAAGAUGUAUCUAUAG
Vicia villosa (hairy vetch) is the source of this 909-nucleotide messenger RNA. RefSeq lists its product as uncharacterized. The coding region runs from base 1 to 909 and encodes 302 amino acids. The record is from RefSeq and is a predicted model, not a curated record. Lineage: Eukaryota; Viridiplantae; Streptophyta; Magnoliopsida; Fabales; Fabaceae. The transcript is spliced from 4 exons.